CCGUUCACUAUUGGCUGCUUAUCGCCCAGACGUUAGAGAGAACCGGACCGUGUGAAUGGCUGCUCACUCCCGGACGUGAUUAUGGCGUCGGGGAAAAGCAAAGGGCGGGAGAUGAAGAGCCAAUCAGAGCAACAACGCCAACUGCUUAACUUUGCAAUGAACUCGUCGGCUGUUGCACUUAAUACUCUGAAAAUGUCUGUAAGAUAACGUCCCCUUCUAGAUGGAUAUAUAAGCAGAACUCACUUUGUUGCAUGUAUCCCCGAGAAGGUCUUCCUUGAACAAAUUCCCUUGGAUCCUCACUUACCUGCUGAACAGUAUGAAGGCCUUCCUUUGCCUUGGUUUCUUGCUGUGCUUGUAUCUCAGCACAGAAGCAAAAGUCUAUUCCCAAUGUGAGUUGUACAGAAUCUUUCAGCAAACCGGAUUGUCUGGAUAUCAUGGCAUCAGCGCUGCAAACUGGCUAUGCCUUGCUUACUAUGAGAGCAACUAUAACACUGCAGCCGUGAACAACAAUGGACCAAGCCGUGACUAUGGAAUAUUCCAGAUCAACAGCAAAUGGUGGUGCAAUGAUGGAAAGACAUCAGGAGCUGUAAACGCCUGUCACAUCAGCUGCCAGAGCCUUUUGAAUGAUAACAUUACAGAUGAUAUCGAGUGUGCUAAACGGGUUGUGCGGGAUCCCCAAGGCAUCAGUGCUUGGGUGGCUUGGAGGAAUCACUGCAAAGGAAAAAAUUUGAACCGAUUUACAUCAGGAUGUUAAAUAUCCAAAAGUAAAAUCAACUAAGACAUAUUCAUUUUAAUUAAUUCUGUAUUCAAAAAAAUCCUGUGUGAUGUAUAUAAUAAAAAGUUAAUGGCAAAAAAAGUUGUCCUC
Hyla sarda is the source of this 865-nucleotide messenger RNA. RefSeq names its product lysozyme C-1-like. The transcript is spliced from 7 exons. The record is from RefSeq and is a predicted model, not a curated record. NCBI's taxonomy places the organism in Eukaryota, Metazoa, Chordata, Amphibia, Anura, Hylidae. Gene Ontology annotation, molecular function: lysozyme activity. Bases 317 to 754 code for a protein of 145 amino acids.